CCACGUCCUAACUUCAUGGCAGCGGUGUCUUGUUUGGAUCUGGAAGCCCGUAUUUUAUACUAAUUUACAAUAAGGAUUAACAACAAACUGCAGACUCCCACAGGAAGCACAAAAUGCCCCUACGUUUGGACAUAAAGCGUAGACUGACAGCGAGGUCUGACCGAGUGAAGAGUGUCGACCUCCAUCCAACAGAGCCAUGGAUGCUGUGCUCGUUGUACCAGGGCAACGUCAACAUCUGGAACCACGAGAGCCAGACCCUGGUGAAGACUUUCGAGGUCUGCGAUUUGCCUGUCAGAGCAGCCAAGUUCGUACCCAGGAAAAAUUGGGUGGUCACUGGUUCCGAUGACAUGCAAGUCAGGGUUUUUAAUUAUAAUACACUGGAGAGGGUGCACUCCUUCGAGGCGCACAGUGAUUAUGUCAGAUGUAUCGCGGUGCAUCCCACUCAACCGUUCAUACUUACUAGCAGUGACGACAUGUUAAUAAAACUAUGGAACUGGGAGAAAUCCUGGCGAGGCCAACAAGUCUUCGAGGGCCACACUCACUACGUAAUGCAGAUUGUCUUCAACCCAAAGGACAACAACACAUUCGCAAGUGCCUCCCUGGACCGAACCGUAAAAGUUUGGCAGUUGGGUUCAUCCACAGCAAAUUUCACUCUCGAGGGUCACGAGAAAGGAGUCAACUGUGUGGAUUACUACCACGGAGGGGACAAACCCUACUUGAUCUCUGGGGCUGACGACAGAUACGUCAAGAUCUGGGAUUACCAGAACAAAACGUGUGUCCAGACACUGGAGGGACACACACAGAAUAUUUCGGCCGUUUGUUUCCACCCUGAGCUACCAAUUGUCCUCACAGGCUCUGAGGAUGGAACCGUGAGAAUCUGGCACGCAGGGACGUACAGAUUGGAGUCCUCGUUGAAUUAUGGGUUUGAACGUGUCUGGACCAUUGCAAGUAUGAAGGGAUCGAAUAAUGUGGCCAUUGGUUAUGAUGAGGGAAGUGUCAUGAUCAAAGUGGGAAGGGAGGAACCAGCGGUGUCCAUGGACUCGAUGGGCGGAAAGAUUGUGUGGGCGAAGCACAGUGAAAUUCAACAGGUGAACCUAAAAGCCCUCGGAGAGGAGGCACAAGAUGGUGAGCGCCUGCCGCUGGCCGUCAAAGACAUGGGCGCCUGCGAGAUCUACCCCCAGACAAUCCAGCACAACCCCAACGGCCGUUUCCUUGUGGUCUGCGGUGACGGCGAGUACAUAAUCUACACCUCCAUGGCCCUCCGCAACAAGGCCUUCGGUCAGGCCUUAGAAUUCGUCUGGGCCUCGGACUCCUCCCAGUACGCAGUCCGUGAGAGUUCAUCCGUCGUCAAAGUCUUCAAGAACUUCAAGGAGAAGAAGGUCCUCAAACCCGAUUUCGGAGUGGACGGAAUCUUCGGGGGCUUCCUCUUGGGAGUCUCCUCGGUCUCCGGUCUCUCCUUCUUCGACUGGGACACACUGAAACUCGUCAGGAGAAUCGAUAUUCAGCCGACCCACGUGUAUUGGGCGGAGAACGCCUCUCUGAUAGCCCUCGCCACAGCAGACCAGUACUUCAUCCUGAAGUAUCAUGCAGAUGUCGUCGCAAAUGCUCCGGAGAACGCUGAAGACAUUGAAGACGCAUUUGAGAUGGUGGCAGACAUGUCUGAAGUCGUGAAAACAGGACUAUGGGUGGGCGACUGCUUCAUCUACACCAACAGCGUCAACAGGAUCAACUACUUCGUUGGUGGGGAAGUGGUCACAAUAUCCCACCUCGACAGACCGAUGUAUCUCCUGGGAUACGUCCCCAGGGACAACAGACUGUACCUCUGCGACAAAGAGCUCGCAAUUGUCUCUUACUCACUACUCCUCUCCGUCCUGGAGUAUCAGACUGCCGUCAUGAGAAAGGACUUCGAAACAGCUGACAGGGUUCUUCCAACUGUCCCCAAGGAGCACAGAACUCGAGUCGCUCAUUUUCUGGAGAAACAGGGCUUCAAGAAACAGGCGCUCGACGUGUCCACAGACCCUGAGCACAGAUUUGAGCUUGCACUUGCCCUUGGAAAUCUGGAGAUUGCGCAUAAUUUGGCGAAAGAGGCGAAUAGCCAGCAGAAGUGGCGACAAUUGGCCUCUCUGGCGACUCAGAAGGGAAAGCUGACACUCGCACAGGAGUGCCUGCAUCAGGCACAAGAUUUUGGAGGGUUGUUACUGUUGGCUACCAGUACUGGCAACGCUGGCAUGAUUGAGAAGCUGGGGGAGGCUGCUGACGACGGAGGCAAGAACAACAUUUCGUUCCUGUCGAGCUUUCUCCUGGGGGAUGUCGACAAGUGUCUGGACAUCCUGGUGAAGACAGACAGGAUACCUGAGGCCGCCUUCUUCGCUAGGGCUUAUGCUCCCAGCAAGAUCUCACAUGUCGUGAAACUCUGGAAGGAGAAGCUGUCGACGGUGAGUGAGAAGGCCGGACAGAGUCUGGCUGAUCCUGAACAGUACGAGAACCUCUUCCCUGGGUAUAGGGAGGCACUCAAGGUCGAACAAUUCCUGAGGGCUGAGGGGAAGAGGAGAAUACCUGCUGCCGAGUUUUCUGCUGUUAAGCCAAAUAUCGAGAGAAAGCCUCUGGAGGAAAUGCUGGCAGCCGAGCAAGCCGGGGAAUUCCACCCAAGUAACAGUGCGAGAUCCGCAGAGCUUGAGAACGAUUCCGACAAAUUAGCCAACAGAUUACAAGAAUUGGGAUUUGGUAGAUCAACAGUUGCACCUGAGCCCCAGUCCUCGACCGCACCCAAAAGCAGUAAGUCGAGGCCCCUCACCAUCGACGACGACGAUCUUGACCUGGACCUCGAGCUUGAUGAAAACAUCGACACAACUGAUGUUAAUCUGGACGAUGAUCUACUGGCCGAAGAUUAGAACGAGUGAGAAUAAAGUGGGUUUAUUAUUCAUUCGGUCGCCAGCCAUUCCCCAACAUUAUUUUCCAUCUAUUCGAGUAUUAAAGUGAUGAAUUCAUCAAAGGGAGACUUUUUUAAUUGUUCGAAUGAUUUUAUAUGAUUUCAAUUCACAUGAAAACAUCAAUAAGAAUUAAAUAUAUUGUUAAUAUAAAUAAAUGUGGACGUGUGCAAUGUCCAAAUUUUCUUCAAA
Molecule: messenger RNA, 3119 nt
Organism: Diachasma alloeum
Lineage: Eukaryota; Metazoa; Arthropoda; Insecta; Hymenoptera; Braconidae
Gene: beta'COP
Product: coatomer subunit beta'
Exons: 7
Coding region: 114-2891 (925 amino acids)
Biological process (GO): intra-Golgi vesicle-mediated transport; retrograde vesicle-mediated transport, Golgi to endoplasmic reticulum; intracellular protein transport
Cellular component (GO): COPI vesicle coat
Molecular function (GO): structural molecule activity; protein binding
Source: RefSeq, a predicted model, not a curated record